CACACGAGUGUCGAGGUCCCGCCCCUGGGCCCACACACAUCCACCGUCCGAACGCCCAUUUCAGUCCAAGUGCCUAGCCUGGCUUGCCGCUGGGUGGCCAUCGUGGGCUUUGAGAACGCCUCCUUCGUCUGAACAUCGUAGCCUGCGGCUCGGGCCUUGGGCUGGGGAGAAAGCAAAGAAUAAGAAGGAAAAAAAGGGUUUCAAAACGCAAGAUCUCGCCCCAGCUGUGGCUGUUCUCCCACCGCAACAACGCACCUCAUCCGCCUAGACGCCUUGCCUUCCCCCCGAUCCUCCUCGCACCGCCCGCCCGCCCGCCCACCCGACGAUGAGCAGUAGCAGCAACCUGCAGCUUUAGGCUCGACACCCGCCGCCAGCCCGUUGCUCGACCAGGAGCCAGCCGACUGGUGCUCUGCGCGGUGCGCAACCCCAAAGACCGAACCGCUCCGCGCCGUUGUGGCUGCAGCCCGCGAUUGAGGCUCUGGCUCGUCCCCCUGGGCGUUGGCCACGGAAAGAAAUCCGACACCAGAAAGACGGCUGUACGCAUUCGUUACUUGAUACGGCACGCCCGUCCGUACUACAACACAUGGUGCGAUACCCAGACGUCGGGAUUAGGAGGUCGUUCCAGCUUGAACACCGGGCCGAGGGUCCUGUUGGGGGGGUGUCAGCUGUCCAGCGCUCGACACCCACGACAACCACAUGCUCGAUCAAGGCUCGCGCGCUGUUCCAUCAGGUCUCAUGACCAUGCAGGUCAGCUUCAACGGCCGCCGCGACGCUGCUGGCCCUGAUGGCCGCGGCGCCGCGUCGCCGACCCUCACCAAUCCAGACAUGAUUCUCCCCGAUUACGACGACUCCGAGUCGCUCGACGACGACGACGACGACGACGACGACGACGAUCCGCUGUCGCCCCCUGCCCUGUGGCAACACGAUGCGCAAAGCCCCUGCAACGACUUUGGCUCCUUUUCCCGGGUCGGCUUCGGCUCCGUGCCCCUCGGCCCCACGACCCCGAUCAUUUACGGUAACGGCACCAUGCUGUCCGACAUUGGUGAGGUGACCGAGGUCGAGAGCACCGUCGGCACGCAGUCGCGGCAGGCCAUGUCUCGCCUGUCCGGCUUGGGUGGUGACGACACGCCGCUCGGUUCUUCACCAACCAUGGGCAACAAGGUGUUCAAGAAGCGCUCCACUCAACACGCCGCCCGGGAGCGCAGGUUCUCUUCCGACUCGAACAGUACCAUAAACGACCAUGAGCGCGCCGCGGCCGCCUUUGACGACUUUGACGACUCCGUCAGUGUCGACGACAGCAACUUCCAGGGCGACGACGAGGAGAGCAUGGCCUCUUCGUACGUCGACGACUCGACCGCUCUCUCGCCCCGCCUCGCCGCCCGUUCGGCUCAGGGUCUCAGCCUCAACGAGGACCGCUUCUCCACGAGCUCCAUCAGCAAGCGAGCUGAGCAGAUCCUGGCAAACGCCAAGCGCCGGCUCACGACCAUGGAAGGAAACCUGAACAGGGCCAGGACCUUCAGCUACUCCUCUGUAUCCGACGGCUCGACGCCGUCCCCGGUCGGCCGGCCCGCGACGUCGCUCCGGGAGCACGUGCCGCUCUCGUCCAGCCAUGCCAGAAAUGCGAGCGAGACGGGCUUCCUCCAGGCCACGGCCCGACCCACGGUGCAGCUGCAGCGUUCCGCUAGUGCCCUCGGCGCCGCCGGUGGCUACCGCCAGCCCGUCCAGUCGAGAAGCGCCGAGCCCUUGGGCGGCAGGUAUUCCCACUCCUCCGCCAAGCUCUCGCAUCAUCCCCUGGACACGACGCUUGCACCGCUCAGCGAAGACGGCGAUGACGCCGUCGAGGUUGAGAGGACGCCCCCGAGCUAUCAGCACAACAGCAUCGCGAGCCCGACCUUUGGCGUGUACCCUGAGGUUGCCCUCACCCGCUCCGCAUCCGUCGCCCAGGUUCGGGAUCUUCAGGAUCAGAUGCAGGGAUUGAAAGGCAAAAUAUCGACCCUCAAGGAGCAAGCUCGCGCAGAUAGUAUGAAGCGCCGCAGCUUGCAGAGCCUGCGAACCCCCAGCCCCUUUACGCACGCCACGUGGAGUCAAAGUUAUUCGGAGCGCCAGGAGGUCAGCUCACCAGUCCAGGGGAGUCCGGGACCAGUGACUCCUUGGAACGGCGUUGUGCCAGGGUCCGAGGCCAACGAUGAUGGCAAACCCGUGGAGAGGGGCAUCGAGGUCGUCCCGGAGGAGGAUGAGCAGUCCACAGUCGAUGGCUACCACGAGGCUCGUGAGGCACAGGAUGACGAGGAGCCCCACGUGACUGGAAUUGAGGCUGAGCAGGACGCCGGUACGCAUUAUGAGGGCUUCGAUGGCGCAUACCACUCUCCGGGCGUUGACGGCGAAGUACUUGCGGAAGACGCAGCCACCCAAGGGGUGGAAGACGGCGCAAACAUCGAAGGGGUAGAAGACAACGCCGACAGCAGCCGCGAUGAUGUAAGCGAAAGCGGCGAGUCGCUCUACCACGACACGGUGCAGCAUGCCAUCUCACACGAAGACCGUGAAGACGCCUUUGACUACGAACAUUUCUUCCUACACUCCGCCAUGGGUACCAUCAGCAGGCAAGAGGCCACACGAGACUACGACUACGAGAGCGAAGGGUCGGACGACUCGGCGCAAACAACUCGAGGGCCGACAACGGGCGUUGCGCGGCGUGCAAGCCUAGAUACGUUUGUGACGGUCGACUCUUUCGCCACGGCCGCCGAGGGUCGUGAGAGUCGGAAUUCGGCCACGACAGCAGGAGACACAAGGGUGGAAGACGGAUUCGUCACGCCAACCGAGCACUUGGAGGAUGCUACGACGGCGCGUCGCGCAACGCUUGAGGGCACGUCCGGUAGCGGCAGCGGCGGCAGCAGCGGCGACGAAGCGUCACGCUAUCGGGACGACAGGCCACGCGCCAAUUCGGUGCUGCAUCGGCCAGCCAGUCUCACUUUCAAAGCGGCGCUGCACAGGCCGUCGGUGUCAUCGUUCGAGUCCACGGGGACGAACCGAAGCUUUCCGCUCGUGAACAGGACGAGGCUGAGCGGCGGCAUACUUACGCCUGGCGCGUCGCCCGAGUAUGACCUGAAGCAGGUGGCGGAGUCACUCAUGUCGGAGACGACAAGCGUGUAUGAUCGAGAGGGCACCAACGGAGGAGGGCCCAACUCGCCGGCCAUCCAGAUGCUGUCGAGGGAGGACCAGCUCUUGGUGGAGCAUGUCGUGGCCAGCUUGGGCAAAUGCGUCCUUGGACUCACAGAGUCAUCGCGGAUGAACCCUAGUGGGCUGGAGAAGUUUCGGCACCGCAUAGAGGCUGCCAAGCGGGUACUCGAGGGCGGCGAGUGAUGACGGCGCCGAGGCGUUUGCAUUUCCUGCCCUUUUUUCACUUCACUGUCCCAGUCAGGUGUGAUGACGAUGAUGAGGAGUUGGGCUACCACACGUACAGUCGGUUCGGAGAGUGCUCUGAGGCACAGCAGCCGGAUGGACGGGGCUCGGUCGGUGGUGGCGUCAUUCUUCUAUUGCCCAGGAACCCCUUUCCCCGAUGACUUUUGAUACCCUUCUUUGUACACCCUUUUUUUUCGUCUGUGAAUAUUCUUCGGAAUACAUACGGGCUCCCAUCUGUCUAGAAGUUUCUCCUCGCGGCCUCACGCAGCGCGGACGAGAAAGGUCUCGCGAGCACAGGCGAGUUGGGAGGCAGGGAUGUUGGGACACGCGAGCAGUGGGCGGCGGCCACAACAAGAUGUACCUACUUACAAGUACCGCGAGGAUAUAGGAGCAGGCAGAGACAUGUGCUGCGAGGACGGGAGCUGGCGGUGUGUCUGCCAAGCCAUCAUCCAUGUAGAUGUUGCGUCACGCGGCUCAUUUACAUGAUACCGACGUUCACCUCGCUGCAGGGGCGCGCGCGGUCGAUGGACGACAGGCCGACAGGGCGGCCCAUGGCAGGCACAUGACAAUGACAAGACAAGACAUU
Messenger RNA from Purpureocillium takamizusanense, 3985 nucleotides. RefSeq lists its product as uncharacterized. The transcript has 2 exons. NCBI's taxonomy places the organism in Eukaryota, Fungi, Ascomycota, Sordariomycetes, Hypocreales, Ophiocordycipitaceae. Bases 697 to 3360 code for a protein of 887 amino acids. The record is from RefSeq and is a predicted model, not a curated record.